Molecule: messenger RNA, 3241 nt
Organism: Seminavis robusta
Lineage: Eukaryota; Bacillariophyta; Bacillariophyceae; Naviculales; Naviculaceae
Source: the annotation of a GenBank genome assembly
CUUCUGGCACGAAUCUCUUAUCUUUGCAAAAAUCGCAAAAGGACAGUUCCAACGGAGUUCACACCCGGAUAGUACUGGUGACAGCGGCAGAGGUGGUACCAGAACCCGGUUUGAUCCAAGCAAAACCAAGACCAAAACUAUAGCCAGCCUCAGGCUCUAAUAACUACGGUAUCUACCUCGCUGGCCAGCUACAAUGUAGAGAGAAACUCGAUGUACCGGUAGCCUUGCAUUCAACUCACUGCUAUGCUUGGUGCAAUGCGUUUUGGUUAUUCUUGGUAGCUGCUCCUCGUCAUCUCGGAUCUUUAAAUCGGGACAGAUGGAACACCAUGCAUGGAACGAGGACCUUUUGACGCGUCUUCCGAUGCCAAGGGGAAGGGAGGCAGCAGAAUGAGCACAAGCAGGGCGGGAUAAUCUACACCACGCGGGAUUUCGAAGCAAGGGAUCGCGCACCUGGAGUGGCCCAAAAUAGCGUGUAUUGUUUCAAAGCACACUUGAGGAAAAUGAACAUGAUUUGAAAUGGUGUACCCAAUAACGCUUCUCUUUUUGAACUGGUUUUGGAUUCCUCACAAUUUUGAAACUGUGUGUCUUGUUUGUGGCGGCCAGUUCUGGCGCCAUACGAUUUCAGCUUCUCCCGGCAGCUAUUACCAGUAUGCAUAGAGCUCAAUAGCAAGACAAAAUCGGCAAGGGGUAUCUCUGUUUGAUUCGAUUCGUUACGUACCUUACUGUACUGUAUCGCAUGCUAAUAUUAAUAGUAGAUGAAGGGAAGAGAAGAUAAUGCUGGCGACGGCUGCUGCUUCCUCGAGAUCAGCAACAUCCGACCGUUCGAGUUGCUGUGACCUUGGAGCUCCAUCUCCUCCCUCCUCCAAGAGUGGCGACUUGCUGGAUAUCACUUGUACGGAAGACUCCUUUUCUAUUUGCGAUGAGGAUGCCAUUGUGGGUCGUCACAACAAGAAAAAUUCUGACGAUGAUACCGUCGCCUCCUCGGUCUUUUCUACCUUUCUGCUCUGUGGAGAUGAUCUGCAGAAAGAACCAAAGGAAUUUCAGCACAAUGGGCUGGCUUUGUUGGACCAUGAUGACUUUGCAUCACCUGCUGCUGCAGUCGCGGGCGCUAGAACACGACUAGAACUGCAUCGGCCAGAACAAGGCACCAAUGGUGGCUCCCGUCGGUACAUGUGGCGGUCCACACAACAGGGUAUAGGAGCCAUCGAAGACGACAUAUUCUCGUUUCACCAACCCCACCCUGCAGAAUCGAUGGAAAGUCAGGAGAAAAGCCAUGACGGAAAUAGUCAUCAUCGAACAAAUUCCAACAGUCUGGCACUGCUACCAAUUCUUCCAAGUGAAGAAAGCAGCUCCUCCUAUGGAUCACUCUUUGAUGAGGAAGAUGAUCACACUGUUGGGGGGACAGUUGAUGAUCCCCAAUACGUCCCUAGACCCACCUCGACAACUCCAUCCCUCCGAGAAAUGGCAUCCUUCUAUAGUUCUCGUGACGAUGACGAUCCUAUUCCCAGGACGUCUCCCUUUGAGGCAGAAUUGGAAUUAGAAUUGGGUGAACCUGCCUUUCCCGAGCCGAGCAAUGAAAUGACACUUUCCAUAUCAAAAGACCCAGAAUUCCCUGGCAUGAUGCCAGAGGACAAUCCCCAAAGAAGUUCUCCCAGUAAAUAUCUGGAAACCGAACAUGCUUCCUCCUCCAAACUUCCAGAAAAGAAAUCCUCAUCUCUCAGACAAAGGUUACUCUUGAACCGACGCAUUCGGUCAGACGAUAACCAGAUUCGAAGUAGUGCAAGCACAUUCAGUUUUGCUUCGGCCUCCUCUUCUGUUGUGUCUUCUGUUUUGGGGGCUCGCUCCGUGCCGCCCAUUUUCCUUCCCCGGUCAAGGACAGCUGAAACCAUGGCUACAGCUUCCACCGCGAGCAGUGUGGGACCAUCAUCUGCAGCCACUACCAUCACUGCCAAGAAGGAAGGAAAGAACCCAGUAAUGAAGCUCCUAAGGCGUACUCGGUUUUCAACCUUUCGGAAACAACAAAGGGACUACGACAUGGAGGAAACACGAGUCCCUGAGGAUGAGGACGAGGAGGAAUGUCCCAAAGCGACUGUGGUCACCCCCUCCUCCACCAGUAGUCGGACCGAGAUGUGGAAUGCUACAUGUAGCAAUGAGGAAGAUGCUGCUUCUGACGUCGUUGACAUUCUUGCUUCUCUGGAUAUCUCGUUGAGGAAAAGGGCGGAAUCUGAACUUGUUCUUGGCAAGCAACAUGGUAUAUCUCAUGGAGCAGGCGCGUUGCUACCGAUGCUAGCGGAAAAGAUGAAGAUUAAAAAGACAAAUUCGUCCGACCCUGCACUGGAAGAAUCUGGAGAAACCCAAAGCGACGCGUCUCAGGACGAUGUGUUUUCGGGUGUUCUGUCCGAUGAAACAGACACAGAGAGCCGCUGUAGCGUUGCCUCUUCUCAGGAUUCGCGAUGCACUGUGGAUCGGUUCCUAUCGUCGCCCUACUCCAGGGUGGAACGAGGAGAUCAACCACUGCAACAGUGGUCUAGCGAAUCCGUAUCGCAAUCCGGCCGAGCAACAAGUCCCACCAGCAUGUUGUCAACAUUCUCCAAUGAACAACAACGGAGCCAUGUCUGGCCCAUUCAAGAAGCACGCUCCAACGAGCCACCCAAUUACCAUCAGUCGUGGUCGGGCGAAUCCCCACCAUCAUCGACAUCGUCGAUCCACCACUACUAUGAUCAUCGGUAUCCCUACAAUCAUCGAAGCAGCGACGAAGGGAGUAGCAUGCUUGGUUCCAACACUAGCAGUGUCGGAAGGCUCUAUCACCCAGCCGACCUGAUGAGGUGCAGCUCGGUCGAUACGACCAAGGCUAGUAACUUGGGUGGGUUAGGUUCUGAUCGAGCGAGACUGCUUGACCUCCAAGCAUUCGUCUGGCAACAACAGCAACAAGAAUUGGCACGGCUCAAUGCCCCUCCCAUCGACUUUGAGACUCCCGAUGGAGAUGGUGUCAUUCGAGUCCAAGAGACGGCGUGUGAACACAUCGACGCCGCGUGUGAAAUAGAAGUAUUACCCAAACAAGAAUUCCUCUGUGGUACAAACUCGAAUGACAAUGCGUCCACUGGCAGUCUCCACUCGGCGUCAACGGACAGCUUUCCUUCAACAGCCGCAGAGUUCUAAUGAAAUGUAUGUGCUAGCUAGUAGGUACAGUAGUAAUGAUAGAUUUUAAAAGGUACGGCAUAAACCAAGAAUUUGUUCUCUC